Molecule: messenger RNA, 7794 nt
Organism: Lepus europaeus (European hare)
Lineage: Eukaryota; Metazoa; Chordata; Mammalia; Lagomorpha; Leporidae
Gene: C2CD3
Product: C2 domain containing 3 centriole elongation regulator
Exons: 33
Coding region: 199-7221 (2340 amino acids)
Biological process (GO): centriole elongation; cilium assembly
Cellular component (GO): centriolar satellite; centriole
Source: RefSeq, a predicted model, not a curated record
UUGGCGGGAAGGCGUCCUGCCGCCUUCCCUUCUCCAGGCUUUCUGGAGGCUGUUAGGGGAAGAGCCGCUUCUUCCUGCCUCCCAGGCUGCCCAGCGCUGCCGGUUGCUGGGGAACGCAGGCGCCGUGGAAGGUAUGGCGGGAGGACACGGCUUGGGCGCUGGGAGCGGAGCUGGAUUGGUGAAGAACUCGGGCUCGUCAUGAAACAACGGAAGGGCCUGGGGCCUGGGGGCGGUCGUGGGCGCAAGAAGAGAGGUUUGAGUGACAUUUCUCCGUCAACAAGCCUCCCUCCUCUGGUUGAAGGCCAGCUACGCUGCUUUCUAAAACUUACUAUUAAUAAAGUUGUCUGGAAGAUUGCAAAGCCUCCCACUUGUGUGCUUGUCCGAGUGAGAUGGUGGGGAGAAACAUCCGAUGGAACCCUCUUUUGUCCCAAGGAUGCGUUGCAGACUGAACCAAGCACCGUGAGAACAACCACACGUUACGCUAUUCGCUGUGGUCCAAAGCAGUUUACCUCUUACCUAACAGAUAUGGCUGUGUUGGUGCUGGAAGUAAUCACCAGACUUGAUCAUCUUCCAGUUGGUAGAGUUGAAAUCAGUGGACUAGCUCAGCUUUCUCCAACCCAUCAAAUCAAUGGAUUUUUUACCAUUGUUUCACCAACAUCUAAAAAACUUGGAGAGCUCCAGGUCUCACUUGCCCUGGAGCCUCUGUCAGAAACUUACAACAGCUACAAUCCUUUUCCUACCACUGACAAAACAGAUAAUGUACUUUUUUCUGAACGUGGAUUCAGAGAGGAUGCUGAACCCUGCAAUACCCAGUUUCUGGUUCCGUCACGGCCCCAGAGGAUCCCUACCAUCAAAGCUGAUGGCAAGGAGUUGGCCGCCAGCAGCAGUAGAUCAACCACUCCAAGAGGAAAAGACCACUUGUACUUCACAGAGAAUUCUGAGACAAUGAAGGACUCUUUCUUUGGACUACAGCACCAUCUUAAUUCAGGACACAGUUUAGAAUCUGUGACCCUGAAAGGCAGAGCUGCACAGAAACAGAUGUCCCUUCUCAGUAGUUCUGAAUUCCAGCCUCAAACUACAGCUGUUGCCAAGAGUCGUAGUGACUCAUGCAUUCUUUCUUCAAACCACCCGCCUACCAAAGACCUUCUUUCAGCUCUGUUAGAACAAGGCAAUAAACUGCGUAAUGCCAUGGUGAUUUCGGCAAUGAAAUCAAGCCCAGAUACUAGCAUGCUGUUAGACAAAGCUCCUCCUUCUAUGAUGGAAGAGUCUAUUAGAGCAUCAACACAAAUGAGAGCCUUUCCACAGAAUCAACUUAAGGAUCACUUGGAGGAUCAUCUCCCUUCUGCAACUGAGAAUACAUUUUGGAAACAUGACACAAAAGCUGAUACCAAUGCCAUACAACUGCUAUUGGGAAGUGCUAAAUUAUCCCAGGGUCAUUUGUGGGAUGGGCUAGGCUCUCCUCCGGAUUCCCCAGCUCCUGGGAGUGACGCGUAUUGCAGCAGUGAGCUGAAUGACCCUCAGUAUGACCAGAGUCUCCUGGAGAACUUGUUUUACACAGCACCUAAAUCUGACAGCAGCAUCAGUGAUUUCCUCAGUGAAGAUGAUGAUGGUGUUCCUUCUAAAAAAAUGAACCAGUCAAAAGCUGUUGCCAGAUCUCCUGAGAUUCUGGAGUCAAGGGAUCAGAAGCUAAAGAGAGCAACAGGCAAGAAAAAUCGAAAUCUGGUUGAGCAACAAGUGCUCUCAGAAGCUCCAGAAGAUGCUCAAGCGAUGACGUUAAGUGUUGAUAGACUGGCCCUUCUGGGUAGAACACAGUCAGUCAGAAUGAUCAUCGAAACGAUGCGAGUUCCUCCAGAUAGUCCUCAGGUUACCCCUGGCAAAAAGAAUGAUGCUGGAAGACCACUUAAGCUGACAACAGCAAGGAAGCGCACUUUCUUUGUGGAAUAUCACUUUCCUGUGGGCUUUUCCAAAAGUGGAUCAGGAAAGACAGCUUUGAUCACUGAAGUUGUUCGAUUCGCAUCCAGUAAAAUUGCAGAUGGAAUGGUGAAAUUCCAGCAGCGAUUUGUGUUUCCAGUACGGUUUGGUGGCCCAAUGAUACAGCACUGGUGGAAUUCCAACCUCACUUUCCAAAUUUACGCAAAGAAAACUCCACAGAAAAAGCCAGAAGUCAUUGGCUCUGCAUCACUUCCUUUGCGAGCUGUCAUUCAGUCAGAGCUGCUUUCUUUCAGCGACCAACUUCCAGUGCAACAUGAAAAUGAUCAGAUUGCACUUGGCCCCCUGAAGGUAACCGUGGAGCUUGUUACAGAUAACAAAGAUUUCACUGGUGUCAAUAAUAAACUAAGUAGCAAUAUCCAACAUACCCCACAUUGUGAACCUGCAAGUCCAGAUAAGAUACUACCAGAAGCUAACCAAGAUAUUACCUCUACCAAAAAUGUAAAGAACCUAAAUCAAAUUUACGAGGAAACUACAAAGAAGGCACAGAAUUUGGUGCUCCCUAACCCAAAAUCACUGAGCCCUGUAGCACCACAUCCUUCCAACUUGAUGAUUCCACCAGCCUCCCAUAAUUUAGUGAGUCGGACAAAUGGGCCAGCACAAGAAGAUGCCUUGCUGUUACAUGUGCUAUUGAUGGUGCCAGAGGGGAAAGAUUUCACUCUUGGAGAAUCUGAAAAACAGGCAUCAUGCAAUGUUUAUUUAAACUGCAAACUCUUCACAGAAGAAGUCACCAGAUCUGUUAUCGCUUGGGGCACCACACAACCAGUCUUUAACUUUUCUCAGGUGAUUCCUGUCUCUCUGUCUUCCAAAUACCUGGAUAGGCUUAAGAACAACGUGAUGGUAAUUGAAACUUGGAACAAGGUGCGGAGCCCAGGACAGGACAAGCUGCUCGGGCUGGUGAAACUCCCCCUCCAUCAGUUUUACAUGUCAUUCAAAGAUCCCAAGAUUUCUCACCUGCUGCUUGAAGCUCAGUAUCCAGUUGUUGCUGUUGACAGCUACAUGCCUGUGAUUGAUGUGUUCUCAGGCCACCAAAAUGGAAGUCUUCGAGUCUUUUUAGCUAUGGGUUCUUCAGACCAGAUAAUGGCAUUACAAAGAUUAAAGAAUGAAGAAGGAACACUCCCUCCGUUCAGCCCUAGGCCAGCCCAUUUCCUGGACCAGCAACCUGUAGCAUCUGUUGCUAUGGCAGAGGACCAAAGAGAUGGGUUGAUGGAGCACCACUUUGAGUUCCAUGUGGAGAUGCUUAAAGGGCUAGCCCCUCUUCAGGCAACAGUCUGGGGAGAAGCAGAUUGUUAUGUCCAGUACUACUUUCCAGUUCAAGACUCACAAGCUAGUGCUCUAAAAGGACCCGAGUUCCUUGAAAAUGGAAUUGCUUUGAAGCCCUUCAGAACUGCAACCACGCUCUGUGUUCCAGAUCCCAUCUUCCACAGCGAGCACCAUCACACUCUCCUGUUGCCACCUGAAGUCCCAGUGCAAAGGCUCCUACUAGGAGCCUUCUCUGCAAAAGGGGUCGUGCCUGGAGGUGGAGUCCAGUUUGAAAUCUGGUGCAGAUACUAUUAUCCUAAUGUGAGAGACCAGAUGGUCGCCACAGGAACACUGCCGCUCUCGAGGAUCUGUGCCAUGGUAACCACGCAGCACCGUGAGGAUGUGGGAAUACAGACUUUUAAUCUCCCUCUAACCCCCAGGCUCGAAAACAGGAAGGAACUGAGGAACCAAUCAGCAGGUUUACUGGAUGUGGGCCUAAGGUACAGGCGUAGCCUAAGAACAGCAGAGGGAAUUCUUGCUGCCCGAACUGUCUCCAUCUCAGUACAGAUCAUCAGAGCCUGUGGUCUGCAAGCAGCAGCCAAGGCUUUGGCUGAACAGGAACCUGCUCUGCAGUUUAGUGCCUCAGUUGGAGUCAAUGCCUCUGUCACCACUCAUCUCUCCUUCCUGCCCAAGGGAGAACAACGCCAGACCCGCCCUGUGGCCUGCUCCUUCUGCCCUGAGUUCUCCUACCACAUGGAGUUCUCAUGUAACUUGGUAACUCAGCACUGUAGUGGAGAGGCCUGUUUCCUGGCAGAGCUAUUGGAGUUUGCAGAAAUUACUUUUUCUAUCUAUCAUGAAAAUACCAAGUCAGUCAGUGAUAUAACCAGUAUCCAGUCAUGCAAAGAGUAUCUGCUUGGAGUUGUAAAGAUUCCUACAAAAGAGCUGCUGAUCAAGAGAUCUGGGAUCACGGGAUGGUAUCCUGUCAUUUUACCAGAAGUUGGGGGCCCGCCUCACGGCUUGGAACUCAUGCACACGAUUGUGGGUGGUCUGGAGCUUUCAGUUUCCUUUACCCAUCCUGGAGAUAGAGAGCGGGUAUUAGAAGCUGCUGAGCUGUUGGGCUGGAGCUUUGAAGAUAGCCUAAAGGAUCUUGUCAAGAUGGAUGAAGAGGAACCAGCCACUGUCACCAUCUCCACUCCAAGGCUGUGGCUGCCCAUCCAUUGUGUGCUGCUUCCUGGCCACAAGCACACUCACAAGAGCACGUAUUGCUACCUUCGCUAUAAGCUCUAUAACCUUGAAGCCUUUUGGACUCCCCUCAAGAAGCCAAAGGAAUCUGAAAACAAAAAGCAGGUCAUGGUGACUUUCAAGGCCUCCAAAAGAGCAGAAGUCACCAGGGGCCCCUCACUGCUUUGGUAUUUUAGGGAGGAAAGGCUAGAGAUCCAAGUCUGGCGAGCUUAUGGCAAUGAUAGUGUGGAGAGGCCGCAUCAAACUGACAGCUGGAUUGGUUCAGCCUAUGUGGACCUGGCCAGGCUCGGGGAGAGGUCAGCACGGACACUCACUGUCAGUGGUGUGUAUCCUCUGUUUGGACGAAAUGCUUCCAACCUCUCAGGAGCUGCCUUGCGAGUUCACGUGGUUCUUUCCUCUCUUUCCCCAAACCCUGAGCCUACUCGUGAACUGGAUUCCAUGGACUGCAGCAGCCACAGUGAGUCUGAGCAGCUCCUCAGAAGGAAUGAUAAGAUCCAGCUCACUCCACCUUAUGGGCACCCAAAGCUUCCUGUCCCCACCCAGAUCCCCUGCAACAGCACCACUGCUGAAGUAUGCCUGGCUCAGGAGGGCUCUUCUGAAUUGGAUGAAACUUUUGCAGUCAGCAUCCUGGUAGAAAGAGCAAUGCACUUGAGCUUAAAAGGGAGUCCCUUGACAGAGCGGAAAGUUCCAGUACCCAGUUGUUGUGUAUCCUUUGCAACAGCUGAUGAGCCAUCACCCAUAUACACCCCCGUGGUUGGAAACACAGAUUCCCCUAUCUGGAAUUUUCAGCAGCAAUCAAGGCUAUCGAAAGAACUUCUUCUGGACCCAAAGCAAACCCUAGUCUUCAAGGUUUGGCAUAAAGGAGAUGAGGAGAGGGUGAUUGGCUUUGCCUCGGUGGACCUCUCCCCACUUCUCUCUGGCUUCCAGUUUAUCUGUGGCUGGUACAAUAUCACAGACUUCAGUGGAGAGUGCCAGGGCCAGAUAAAAGUUGCUAUCUCACCUUUGGAGAAUUUGAUGCGCUUCAAAGAAGAAAGGCAAGCAAGACGUGGGGUAGAGACUACAGGAUCACUGAUCCCAGUGUACAGUCCCUUUUCCUUCCCUGCCUCUGAUAUGUAUGCGGCACUCCCCGGCUGCAUCGCAAGAUCAACUCCAGACCAGCCUGCUCACAUCUCUUCAAAGGAACUUGAUUUCUCCUCACCUAGGAAAAGCGGGACCACAAGAAGCCAGGCGUCACGCCAUGAAGAGCACGUGCAGAACAUCCGCCGGUUUCAUGAGUUCCUGCAGCAGGGAGAGGCAGCCUUGCCAAAUGAUGACAAAUCCACCACAUCACCUCUGUCCUCCAACACCUCCAUUCUGACUUCUCUCAGGAAGAAUAUGAGUGAGCUAGAUCAGAUCCAGCGGUACUUCAGUCAGAAGCUCACCAAGCCCUUCCUACCCCUCAGCCCUCAGACUCCUACCACCAUCUCAGAGUGCCAGGAGAGCCCCAGGGACAAUGCUGGGCCAGGAGCCAGCCGCCUAGACCCUGAGAGCAAGUGCAUCCUGGAGAAAUCCAACAACCUGGUGUUGCAAGUCAGCUCCUUGAUCACGGAUCUGCAGACUAUCACCAGGAACUCUCAAGCAGUUCUGAGUUCUCACCGAGCCAGGAAUAGAAGCAAAGAGGUCACCACCCUCCCAGAUUUACAGGACGCAGAAGCCUUGCAAGAACAAAGCCCAGCUCCAGACGAGCCGAUGGCAAGAGCUCCAGAUGCAGGCACAAAUGCCCCACCUGCCCCUGUUCCUGAAAAGACUUCAGACGGAAGAGGACUGCUCAGUGAGUCCCUGGGGCGUAUGGUACCCAUUACAAGGAAGCAGAGCAGUGAGGACACUGAGGCAGGCCCGGCCGACAGCGAUGAGGACUAUGAGGAGGACAUCAUCGAACCCAGGACCCUGAACGAGAUCACCACCGUGACAGACAGAACUAGCCCUUGGUCCAGUUUCAUGUCAGACAUAAGCGAGAUCCCCAGCCCUCGGCCUGACGAGGUGCCGAGGAGAGGGCCCUCUUGCCCUUCUCCAGAGCCUUUCCCCAGAGAGGAGCUCAAGGGCAGAAGUGGCGUUCUGUCUGGCCCAGAUAGGGCUGCCAGCCCUCCGAGGGAAGAUCCCGCUGCUUGUGAGAAGGAGACCUCCACAGGCGAGGUUAGAGAGCCUGCCUCAGCCAACCCUCGACUUCUCCCAUGCCUGAGGCUCUCAGGAGCCAAGCAGAGCAGUACGUGUGCGGGGUGGCGCUCCCCACGGGCAGAUCAGGACAAGGAGCCCAAGCGAGAGGCCCAGGCUGAGGACAAGGCUGCCUCCAGUGAGCUCAGUGACUCUGCUGACAGCUUCGAAAAGUUCCCUCUACAUCUAGUCUCCCAGAACAGAAGGGAAACCCCCAAGGGGCCACCUGUGCACUCCCCUGACACCAGGCAGAAGCAGGAAACAACUGGCCCAGAGGUGUCCACAAGGCAGAGCCACCUCCUCCCAGAGCCCAUUGUGGUGCCCAACUUCUUUCUGCCUCCCCAGCAAUUGGAGGCCUCCCUGCGGAUGCUCACGCUGUCCACAGCUUUGCCACCGGCAGCCACAGCUGCUCAGGACAAGAGGGAAGCCGCCAGAGGAGCCCUUUCCAGAAGGCCUUGUCGCCCCAGGCCCAGCUCACUUCCUCCCAGCCUGCCCGAGGAGGAGACACGCAGGAUCGCUCGGAUCUUUUCUUCCCAAUGCUCCCACAAGGACUCCUAAGGCCCUCCCUCGGCCUCGGCCAGAUCUGGUUCCCUCAGGCCUGGGCCCUCAAACCACCGCCAGCCCAGUCCGUGGGUGCCUUGAGACCCAUUCCCAGACUGCAGGGGAGGCCCGGCACAGUCCAGGGCACCUGCCAGGACUCCGGCUUCUUCCUCCUACAGUGAGGCAGUGGUUCUAGCACUCACGGGGCCUACCCAUCUUUUGACCAAGGGACCCUGGCAGGCGUCUUUGCAGCCAAGAACCUCCUGCCAGCAUCCCUGACUCAGUGGGCUGCUGACCUGAGCCCACCCCUCUUCCUCAACAGGACAGGGCCCUCGGUGCCUUAAAGGUUGGGAGGGGCUGUGGGUCGUGUGCCUCAUGCCUGCCGAGGGAAUCCUGGAGCUGCCUCCAGCUCACUUGCUUGGGGACAAGGGGGCUUUGCGGAUUGAAACUGUACUCCGUGUUGAAUGAGUGGGAGAGGAGGGGAGACCGCCUCCUUCAGGCCUUUGUAUGUGAUUGUCUGAAAUUCUAACCAUGCUUUUAACUUAUUAUUUUUUUUUACUUAGCUUUGAAGGUCAUUGUUCCUGUCUUUGU